Messenger RNA from Penicillium diatomitis, 573 nucleotides. Its product is annotated as peptide alpha-N-acetyltransferase complex B subunit NAT3. Gene Ontology annotation, biological process: N-terminal peptidyl-methionine acetylation. NCBI's taxonomy places the organism in Eukaryota, Fungi, Ascomycota, Eurotiomycetes, Eurotiales, Aspergillaceae. Gene Ontology annotation, molecular function: protein-N-terminal amino-acid acetyltransferase activity. The record is from RefSeq and is a predicted model, not a curated record. Gene Ontology annotation, cellular component: NatB complex. The transcript has 3 exons. The coding region runs from base 1 to 573 and encodes 190 amino acids.
AUGAGCACCAUCACGCGCAUGUCCCCACUUGACCUGCUCGAUCUCAACCUAACCAACUUGGAUCCUCUGACGGAAAACUACGACUUGGGCUUCUACCUCAACUAUCUCACCAAAUGGCCGUCACUAUUUAGUACGGUCAAGGACCGCGACGCCGGCGUCGUGGGAUAUAUCAUGGGCAAAGUGGAAGAGCAACAUCCCUCGAUGAAGCACUCGGAGCAUUAUACGCCAUGGCAUGGCCAUAUCACUGUGUUGACUGUUGCGCCGGCCUGGCGUCGACUCGGAUACGCAAGUCGGUUGACGGAGCAGCUGGAGCAGGGCUCGGAUAUCAACAAUGCGUGGUUUGUGGACCUGUAUGUUCGAGCGGGCAACAAAGUGGCGGUGGACAUGUACAAGGGCAUGGGAUAUUCGGUCUUCCGACGAGUCGUGAGCUAUUACAGUGAUGAUCCAUCGGGAAUGUCUGAAACCGGUGAAGAUGCAUUCGAUAUGCGGAAACCAUGCAGUCGAGAUAAGAAAUUGGUGCAUGUGCGUGAGAAGGGCGAGGAGUUCUUGGUACAUCCCGAGGAUGUGUCAUGA